AUGGUAGAGAGAGCACGAGCUCUAGUUGCUGAACUGACCCUGGCCGAGAAGAUGAGUUUGAUGGGACAUACUGCUUCUGAAGUGAAACGUCUGAACAUUCCCAAGUACCAGUGGUGGUCGGAGGCACUUCACGGUGUUGCUGCCUCCCCGGGUGUAGUCUUUCAGGAGCCCACACCAUUUGCCACGGCCUUCCCUCAGGUAGCCCUCACCGCCCAGUCGUUCGAUAAGCCCCUGUUCCACGAUAUUGCCUCGAUCAUUUCGACAGAGGCGCGAGUAAUGAACAAUGCUGAGCGAGCCAACCUGACAUACUGGUCCCCGAACGUGAAUGUGUACCGCGAUCCUCGCUGGGGCCGUGGCCAAGAAACACCCGGCGAAGAUCCGUUCCUGGUGGCUACCUACGCUGUCGAGUUUGUGCGCGGUCUGCAGGAGGGAGAAGAUCCCCGCUAUCUGAAGGUGUCUGCGUGCUGCAAGCACUAUUCGGCAUACGAUCUUGAAAACUGGCAUGGCGUGGAACGAUUCGAAUUCGACGCGAUUGUGAGCGAUCGCGACAUGACGGACACAUUCCAAGUGCCUUUCGAGCAGUGCGUGAAAAAGGGACACGUAUCGUCUCUGAUGUGCAGCUACAACGCCAUCAACGGAAUCCCUGCCUGCGCAGACCGCGAGCUUCUCUACGGAACGGCGCGAGGCGGCUGGGGCUUCGAGGGCUACAUCACUUCGGACUGCGGCGCCAUCGAUACGAUCAUCUACAACCACCACUACACGAACGACACCGACACCACGGCGAUGCUGGGCGUGAGAGCGACGUGCGAUUUGGACUGCGGCGGCUUCUAUCAGCAGCACAUUCUGCACAGCGUGGAAUCAGGCCGACUGAAGGAAGCGGAGGUGGACGAUGCGCUGGCGAACCUGUUCAAGGUCCAGAUGCGACUUGGCCUGUUCGAUCCGGUGGAGCAGCAAGUGUACACGCACUACGGACUCGACAAACUGAACACCAAGGAGCAUCAGGCCAUGGCGCUGCGUGCUGCGCGCGAGGGAAUUGCGCUGCUGAAGAACCAGAACGACUUCUUGCCGCUGUCUCUGAAAGACAAGCACGUGGUGGUGAUGGGACCGUAUGCCGAAGAUGCCGGCGUGAUGCUUGGCAAUUAUAAUGGAAUUCCCGAGUUCAUCGUGACGGUGGCUCAGGGUUUGCGCAACGUGUGUGAUCACGUCGAUGUUGUGAAGUCUCUCGAGGCGUUGAGCAAGCUGGAGGGAGUCGAUCUGAUCGUCGUGACCGUCGGUCUCAACCAGGAGAUCGAGCGAGAAGGUCUGGAUCGCGAGGAUUUGCUGCUUCCCGCGAGCCAGAGAGCUCUGCUCGACGGCCUGCUCGCGCAGACCGACGUCCCCGUGGUCUUGACGCUCCUCUCGGGAGGCGGUUCGGUGGAUAUCAGCGCGUACGAGCAGAACGAGCAUGUGGUGGGCGUGCUGGCAGUGGGGUAUGGAGGCAUGUUCGGAGGCCAGGCGAUCGCCGAAGUGAUCGUGGGAGACGUGAAUCCGAGCGGUCGAUUGGUGAACACGAUGUAUUACAAUGACUACGUGACGAAUCUGGACUACUUCGAUAUGAACAUGCGUCCGAAGGAGGAGACCGGAUUCCCGGGAAGAACGUAUCGGUUCUUCGCGGGUCCUGUGAUCCAUCCGUUCGGCUUCGGCUUGUCUUACACGACGUUCGCCCACGCAGUGGAGAUUGGGCAGAUGCGGAACCACCGCCUUCGAUCUGCGCUGGCGAUCGACGUGUACGUGAAGGUGACCAACACGGGCAGUCGACAGGGAGACGAGAGCGUUCUGCUGUUUGUGAAGUCCCCGCUGGCUGGAAAGCAGGGAUAUCCGCUGAAGAGUCUCGCGGACUUUUCGCGCGUUUCUUUGGCUCCUGGCGAGACGCAGACGGUCCACUUCGUUCUGGGCGAAGAGCAGCUGCACCUGGCGAAUGAGCAGGCGAAGUACGUGCUGCUUCGCGGUGAAUGGAAGGUGGAGGUGGAGGAGGCAUCGGCGAGAUUCGUCCUCUUUUCUGUUUGUUGGAACAAACAUAUACUGACUCUUUGA
This is a messenger RNA of Blastocystis hominis, 2073 nucleotides long. RefSeq lists its product as hypothetical. Gene Ontology annotation, cellular component: plant-type cell wall. Gene Ontology annotation, molecular function: xylan 1,4-beta-xylosidase activity; alpha-L-arabinofuranosidase activity. Gene Ontology annotation, biological process: xylan catabolic process; arabinan catabolic process. The coding region runs from base 1 to 2073 and encodes 690 amino acids. The transcript has 10 exons. The record is from RefSeq and is a predicted model, not a curated record. Lineage: Eukaryota; Bigyra; Opalinata; Blastocystidae.